UUACAAAGUAAAUUUUAAAUUUAGAUAUUUAUUAAUUGAAAAUAUUCUUAAUUCUGUUGUACUUGGCAAGACACUUAAGUUAAUUAACGCGAUGGUCCUGUUUCAAUCUACACCACUGCGCCAUAUACUGUGAAAUACGUUUUUAAAAUCUUAUAAAUAGACCAUUCGUAAUCCUGUUCCUUAGUUUGACGUACAGCCUCCGUGUGAAACAAGUGAUUAUUUUUUUUUCUGUGUGCAGUUCUCACGCAAUUUAUUUGUUUUUGUUGUGCAUUUUUACAUUUCGUUCGGUACCCUCUGAUUUUUCUCACGUCGAACGCCGAAGAAGAAAAGAUGCCUACUGAAUGUAUUGCAAACCCUCUGCAGAGGGAACUUGCUGACUCCAUCAUAAGAAUGGCGCCUCUAGAUGAAAUUAGAAUCCUACUGGCAUGUGGAGCAAAGGUAAACGAACCGGUGACACAAGGGCUGAUGCCUUUGCACUAUGCCGUUUGGCAAAGGUACUACGAGGCGGCCCAACUGCUGCUGACAAGAGGUGGUGAUGUGAACGCCAGGGAUGAAUGCGGUUACAGUGCGUUGCAUUUAUCGGCUGAACAUGGAUUCACCGAACUGGUAAGACUGUUGCUGAAGUCCGGCGCCAAAGUCGACCAUCGCCAGAACACGGACGAGGAGUUCCCCAGGACCACCCAGUGCGACGAACCUCUGCGUCUGGCGAUCAGAAACAAGCACACCGAAAUAGCCAGGUUGCUACUGGAACACGGCGCCGACCCGAACAAGAGAUACUUCUUCGGCGCCGAGAUCAAUCUGGUCAACGACUUGGAGUUUCUGGAUUUGCUGCUGACGUUCGGCGCCAAUCCCGACAGCCGCGACAGAUCCGGGCUAACGCCUCUGAUGAAGGCCGUCCGCCAACCACAGGGUUUGGAGACGGUGUUGCUUCUGUUGAAACACGGUGCUGAUGUUAAUGCGAUGGCUGACGAAAGACACGAUUACAGAACGGUGUUACACUACGCUGUUUUAUCCGGCAAUCUGGAAAUCAUAAACCUCAUCAUAAAACAAGGAGCUAAGUUGAAUUACGAUGAAGAAUACGAAAUUGGAAAGCCCAGUCCUCUGGAUUUGGCUGUGUUGAAAGGCGAUCCGAAGAUCGUCCAACUUCUUAUACAAUCAGGUUCGAAUGUCAAUAGCAGUUCACCAAUUUUUGGAUCGCCCCUACACGUGGCUUCAGUGGACAACGUCCCAAACAGAUACGAGAUCAUAGAGAUGCUCCUAACCGCAGGUGCCGAUCCAAACUUGAAAGUAUACAACGACGUGUUGGACAGAAACUCACAGCUCAGACCGGUUUUGGUUGAAUAUCUGGCGAGCAACGAAGAGCUCAGUUUGGCUGUGGUCAAUUUGUUGAUUAAAUACGGAUCAAAGGUUGUGAUGAAAACGCAGUUCCGCGAUCCAGAUGGAAUGUUGAAUUUCCUUCACAACGUGAUGACGUCGAAAAACGACGGCAUAUUCUUCUUGCUGUUGGAGGCGUGCGAAUCGUUCGACGUGUGCAUGAUCAGAAGGAACACUGUGAUAACUCCGGAACACAAGAUGAAAUUGCUGGAAUUGGCCAGACAUCCGCAGAGUCUGAGACGACAAGUCAGACAGUAUCUCAGGAAGCAUUUGGGAAGGAAGAUCAUUCACUGUGUGGACGACUUCGAAGUACCGGAAACAUUGAAGAAAUAUUUGUUGUUUGAUUACAGCUGAAAAUUACGAUUGUAACAAUUGAAAUUGUGAUAAAGGCAUUGUCAUUUGGUUGGUGCUGAAGUUAAAGGCAAUUAAAAAUAACUAUGAUGAUAAUCCGAUUUAUUUGUUGAUGAUGAGAUUAUAAGCUUCUUUAUUGAUAACAUAAACGCUAAUCAAAUCAGCAAAAUAACCUAUAAUUUUAUGUAUUUAUAAAGGAGUAACGUUUUUAUAACUAACAAUUACUAAUUUAAUAACUAAUAACAGUUUUAAGGGUAUGUCCAUUAACGUUUGAGUAAUUUUUGUUUGUGUGAAUUAACUAACUAGUUAACUAAAAUCAGAUCCCUGUUAUAUUAAUUAAUUACACAAUUUGUUGUUAAAUAAUAUAUUUUAACAAAUAUAGUCAUUAAUAAAUAUUAAUCAUUGUAACCACAGUUAAACUGGGUACAGUUUUAGUUGCUUUUAGAUGUUGUGAGUAACAAGUUUUAUAUACAUAUUACAUAUUAUUUAUAUAAUAAACAAAUAAUAAAUUUGGAUAAAACUGAAAUUAUUAUUAAUGAUACAUUAGCUUAAUUAUAUUACUACUUUUUACGUUUAUAUUCUCUAAUGUGCUUAAGCUACUUCUCUUCUAAUAACCAUUUUAGUUAUUUUUCUGCUUAAUUAUUCAAUGUUUUAGUUACAUAUAACACAAAGUACUAAUAUACUUUUAGCUUUAUUUUUAGUUGUCUUUAAUUGUUGUGCCUUCUUUAACAUGUGAUGGAUCAGAAAGUCUAAUUGUAAUAUGAUGAUUUUUAUAUUACGAUUGGUAAGAAGACUUAACUGAAAGAAACCUGAGUAUUCCAAAAGUGAUACCUUUCUUACUUAGGAUAUGUUUCAUAUUUUUAAGUGUUUUGUAUAUUUUUAUCCUAUAAUUUAUUAUUUGUAUGUUUGUAUUGUUCGAAAAUAAAUAAUUAAUAUCUGAA
This is a messenger RNA of Aethina tumida (small hive beetle), 2666 nucleotides long. Its product is annotated as putative ankyrin repeat protein RF_0381. Gene Ontology annotation, biological process: regulation of barbed-end actin filament capping. Gene Ontology annotation, cellular component: cytoplasm; nucleus. The transcript has 9 exons. NCBI's taxonomy places the organism in Eukaryota, Metazoa, Arthropoda, Insecta, Coleoptera, Nitidulidae. The record is from RefSeq and is a predicted model, not a curated record. The coding region runs from base 331 to 1728 and encodes 465 amino acids. Gene Ontology annotation, molecular function: protein binding.